Spea bombifrons (plains spadefoot toad) is the source of this 3309-nucleotide messenger RNA. RefSeq names its product adrenoceptor beta 2 (gene ADRB2). The record is from RefSeq and is a predicted model, not a curated record. Bases 532 to 1833 code for a protein of 433 amino acids. Lineage: Eukaryota; Metazoa; Chordata; Amphibia; Anura; Pelobatidae. Gene Ontology annotation, biological process: norepinephrine-epinephrine-mediated vasodilation involved in regulation of systemic arterial blood pressure; negative regulation of smooth muscle contraction; adenylate cyclase-activating adrenergic receptor signaling pathway. Gene Ontology annotation, molecular function: norepinephrine binding; beta2-adrenergic receptor activity. Gene Ontology annotation, cellular component: membrane. The transcript has a single exon.
AGAGUAAUAUUAGCAGUGAUAUUAUCAGGCUGUCAAUUGUGAGUAUGGCGCGGAAUUUAGUAUGUUGUCUCCGCUGCCUUGCCGUGACACACACGUGUACCGCUCACACAGCUGUUCUGUCACUGUGUUCAUGGCACAUGGCAGCCGUGACACACAGUGACAAACCGUAUGCAGCAUGUACGGUGAAGCGGCCGCCGUCACCUCACGGCUCCGGGCACCGAAAGUUAUAGCGCCCUUUCGCAAAGGGAACAAGUUCAGCGGCUGCUCUCUGGGGAUAGGCUGAUGUCCCGUGAUGUCAUAGGGGGUGUUGUUAUAAGCCAGCGCAGGCAGAAAGUAGUACAGAGCUUGCUGUUGACUGGCAGGAGUUCGGGUGCAUCCUCUCUCACCCCUUGUCAAUAAGGCUUUUUGCUGGAGCAGAUGUACGGCGCUGGGCAUUUGGGCUCCCCCAUGGGGUGAACGCACAAAGAACGAGGGGGGGCAAAAAAAAAGGAUAACAGCUUUCAUGCAGCACGACAGUAUCUGCAGCACCCGAUGAAAAAGUCAGAUUGGCUUAAAAGAAGAAGAAAAGUUAAGGACUGCAAAGCCAUGGAGUUAUCGGUUACCCCCAGCCUUAACGCCACCGUGGGGAUGGUCAACUUCACCAAUGGCAGUAACAUGACCAAGCCCGGGGAAGCGUGGAUGGUGGGAAUGGGCAUUGUGAUGUCUGUCAUAGUCCUGGUCAUUGUGUUUGGCAACGUCCUGGUGAUCACAGCUAUUGCCAAGUUCCAGAGGCUCCAGACAGUCACCAACUACUUCAUCACGUCCUUGGCCUGCGCUGACCUGGUGAUGGGGCUGAUCGUGGUGCCCUUUGGGGCCAGCUCCAUCAUACUGAACAUAUGGGAGUUUGGCAACCUGUGGUGUCAGUUCUGGACGGCGGUGGAUAUCCUGUGUGUCACUGCCAGCAUAGAGACCCUCUGUGUCAUAGCAGUGGACAGGUAUUUUGCCAUCACCUCUCCGUUCAGGUAUCAAAGCCUGUUGACCAAGUGCAAAGCCAGGAUCGUCAUCCUGUUAGUUUGGGUGGUAUCUGCCCUGACCUCGUUUCUCCCCAUCUACAUGGAGUGGUAUAAGACUGGUGAUCAGAAAGCCAAUGAAUGUUACGUGGAGGAAACUUGUUGCUAUUUCUACACCAACCCAGCCUAUGCCAUAUCAUCGUCAAUCAUCUCAUUCUACCUGCCCCUGGUGGUUAUGAUCUUCGUGUAUUCCAGGGUCUUUCAGGAGGCCAAGAAACAGCUGAAGAAGAUAGACAAAUGCGAGGGGAGGUUCCAUAACCAGAACAACCAGCAGGAUCCUAAUGGCAAACAAAGCAACCGAAGGACCUCCAAGUUUUGCUUGAAGGAGCACAAAGCACUGAAAACGUUGGGCAUUAUCAUGGGCACUUUUACCCUCUGCUGGCUCCCCUUCUUCAUUGUCAACAUUGUCCAGGUGAUGUACAGUGACGUCAUCCCCGACUACGUUUAUACCUUCUUGAACUGGGUGGGAUACGUCAACUCUGCCUUUAACCCGUUAAUCUACUGCAGGAGCCCCGACUUCAGGUACGCUUUCCAGGAGCUGCUCUGCCUAAGGAAACCGGGAUCCAAGCACUAUGUCAACGGGUAUCCUCAGAGCAACGGGAACAGCGUCUACAACGAAGAGACAGAGGCGACUCCCUUGGGGAAGGAGAGAACUUGUGAAGUUUUAUUUAAGGAACACAAGUGCCCCAGUGAGUCCCUGCUAAACUGCGAAGGAACUGUGCUAGAUUAUAGUAUGGAGCCACUGGGCAGGAACCAUGACACGCAUGAUGAUUGCUUAUUAUAGGAAAUUGGUAUUUGAAAAAUAUAUAUUUUUUUUAAUUUUAAUUUUUUUUUUUAACGAAAAGUUCAACAAACUGGAUCAUGGCAAUAGAAGGGUCAAAACUCUAUUUUAAUGUAAGAUACAGAGGAAAUGGAUGUCUCUAUAUAAGUUUUAUUUUGCAGAUGGGCGGUGCCUAUGUCUUGCAAGAUGUGUACAUUUAGUAGGCAAGUGAUCAUUCUGUAUAGUUUCACUUCUUAAAUUAAGGUAAGCAAAUGUUGAUAUAAGAACUGCAGCUUUAUUUUGUUUCUCUUCUAUUUACAAAUGAAGAAUCUACCUCAUGGAACUGAGAGAGAGAAAAAAUGAAUUCUAAAGUGACACUGUUUAUGUUUCUAUAUGUUUCUUGCAUGUGUUAUUUUUUGUGUCUUUUUACAGCAAAAACAAACACACAAGUGUUGGAGAGGCUGGUCUCUCCAGCAGUUAACUGACUUGUAUUGGUGGAUGUGAUUCCCAGAUGUAUUUUCUGGAUCUAACGACUAGAAUGCAGUGAAUUGUAGGUGAAAACCCCCCAAAACAACCUCAAAUCUCAAUUCCUUAACCUCAUUCUUCCACUUAUUCAUCUUUUAAAAUCCCAUUCAGAUUAGAUUGUCAGAUGAUGACCAAAAGUGGCCUCUGUGGUUAAUGGGGUUAAAGGCCAGUUUGAGUAGACCUAAUUUUAGUAGCAAAGUCCAAAGUUGAUUUGGAGAACCCAUCCCCUUCACAACCAACCAAGAUCUAAUAGUCAUACCAGAUUAUUAACCUCUUUUAUUCUGUGUAAAUCCACUGCCCCGCAUACUCUCAUCAAUAGAGAACGAGUCCCCGCAGCCCAGUAAAAAGAAGUCUGGGGCAGUGCAGGAGCCACUGUAAAUGAAUCAGCCUUAUUUUCUAGACAGAGAAGAACAGAUGUUUCCCGCUGGUGUAUUAAAUGCCUGCUAAAAAAUGAAGCUCUCUACUGCAAGUUAAUCAAUUAACUGGAGCAGUCCUGCUGGUUCAGACAGGUUUCUGGCCAGAUAUGUGUCACCAAGCAAUUUCUCAUUCCCCGCAUCUACUUUAACUAACUAUAGAUAUAAUUGAGUACUUCUAAAUACAUCUAAGUAGCCACCAAUGAAAUAAAUUAGCCAGAUAGACUAUUUCCAGAGCUUACGUGAUCUGGUACAGGGAAGCCUUUUUUUACUUCUGGUUUUAAGCAUUCCAAGUUAAUCAAUUACAGCUUCUGGAUCAAAUAUAGACGAUAUGGUCUAUUCUGCCGCUAUAUGUCGCUUCCUGGGGGGGGGGUCCUCUGUUACUAUUAGGUGGGUGAUGAGUUCUCUGGAUCAGAUUAAACACUCAUUUUGGUUGCGCAUGUCCACAGAUAAUAUACAUUUCCACCUCACAGCAUGCAGGGUCACCAGGAGAUCAGCUAUUUGCACAUUUCCAAGCCGUACAGUAUUGUAUGUUGCUCUCAUUAAAAGUCAUUGUACUAUU